GAAUGAAGCCUCAUUUUCCUCUUCCAGCUGCGACUCGAGGUGUGAGCACUGUGGUGUCUCAGGGAAGUGACGCAGGUUCUCAAUGCUGACCUGCCUUAAUGGUCUUCACUUGGCGGGACAUUGAUUUAUUGUCCUCACGAGCCUCAAGUGACACUGUUUGCUCUUUCCCCAAGGGCUGGUAGGCCAGCAAGGUGACAACUGGUGACUGGAGGUGACCACUGCUCUGCGCUGGGAGAGUGACACAUGUGUGUGACGGCCUCUCCUCAGCCCUUCUCAAAAUGUUUGUGCAGGAGCAGCCAUAAAUGCGGCUGUAUCGACCCGAAGAUGCAAUCCAAGGCGCUUGAGCCUAGGCCUUAUCUACAUCACCUUAUCAGGAGCCAGAGAGCGAGAUGCACCCCGGGAAGGGAGGGGACUACUCCAGAGGGUUUGGCCUCGUCCCUUCUCUUCUGGCACGGGGAGGGACUGCGGGCAGAGCUGGGUAAUGAUUUGUCAUCGCGAGGACCGGGGUGUCUCUCUCUGCAGAGGAAACCGGGGCCGUGAUUGACAGUGGGGCUGUUUCUGCCACUUCCCCCGCUGCUGUCAAGUAAUAAUGAAGCUUUGUCAGUCCAUCAUGGACAUGGAUAUGCCAGAUUAUGUCGACUCCUUGGACUCCUCUUACACCAUGCUGGAAUUCGACAACCUCCGCGUGCUCCCCAAUAACACCGAGGCCAUCGCGGCCGAGUCAGCAAAUACCAACCUGCUCCCCAACGGUGUCAACUCCCUGUGCUCCAUCUGUGGGGACAGGGCCACGGGCAAGCACUACGGGGCCUCCAGCUGCGACGGCUGCAAAGGCUUCUUCAGGAGGAGCGUCCGCAAGAACCACGUCUACUCCUGCAGGUUCAACCGACAGUGUGUGAUAGACAAAGACAAGAGGAACCAGUGCAGGUACUGCAGGCUGAAGAAGUGCUUCAGAGCUGGCAUGAAGAAAGAAGCCGUGCAGAACGAGCGUGACAGGAUCAGCAUCCGCAGGAGCAGCUAUGAGGACAAUGGCUCUCUCUCCAUCAACAUCCUCACUCAGGCUGAGGCCAUGGCACAGCAGUAUUUAUCCCUGAGCCCCGUGCACAGCACAGACAUUGCCAUGAAGAAGAUUGCCACCAUCAACGACGUGUGUGAAUCCAUGAAACAGCAGCUCCUGGUGCUGGUGGAAUGGGCAAAAUACAUCCCAGCCUUUUGUGAGCUCCCCCUCGACGACCAGGUUGCCUUGCUCAGAGCCCACGCAGGGGAACAUCUGCUCCUCGGGGUGGCCAAGAGGUCCAUACCAUACACUGACUUCCUGCUGCUAGGAAAUGAUUUCAUCAUCCCAAUGCACUGCCCAGAGCUGGAGAUCGCUCGUGUGGCCACCAGAAUCUUGGACGAGCUGGUGAAGCCCCUGCGGGACAUCCAGAUCGAUGACAAUGAGUACGCCUGCCUGAAAGCCAUCAUCUUCUUUGACCCAGACUGCAAAGGGCUGAGCGAGCCGGGCAAGGUGAAGAACAUGCGCUUCCAGGUGCAGGUGAACCUGGAGGAUUACAUCAACGACCGCCAGUACGACUCGCGCGGCCGCUUCAGCGACAUCCUGCUGCUGCUGCCGCCCCUGCAGAGCAUCACCUGGCAGAUGAUCGAGCAGGUGCAGUUUGUGAAGCUCUUCGGCGUGGCCAGGAUCGACAGCUUGCUGCAGGAGAUGCUGCUGGGAGGAACCUCUGCUGAUCUCCAGUACCAGUCAGCACCUCCCAACCUCAACCUGGAACCACUGCCAGGACACGUCCUGCAAAGCAACAUGACCUCUGUGAUCCACACUGCUCCAGACCCAUCUCCUGAGACAUCCCUUCCAUCUCCUUCUGCCAGCACAGGCAGUGAAGACUAUAAACUAGGCUCUAGCGCGGGGCCCAGCACCGUAGUGCAGCUGCUGCCUCAGACAGCGAUGCCCAAGCAGGAGAUUUUAUAGGCAGAGGAGGAAGGAGGAGCUGGGAGCAGUGUGGGAUCCGUGCUGACAGCGAACCGGGCCCUUUCUCUGUGCAGAGGCCAGGCACAGCACGGCCCUGCCCGCAGCCUUCCCCGCCCGUGAGCCGGGACAGGCACAGCCUGCCCAGGAGCCUCGCCACGGGAUUGCCACCAGCAGCACCCCCGGAACAAGGACUGGGGUUGGUGCCCUCCUCAGCAGGGCCAGGACUGGCAGCUCUUCGGGUUUUGUGUUCGUGACCAUGGCUCGGGACCCUUCAUCAAUCCAGGGCCUCGCA
This is a messenger RNA of Onychostruthus taczanowskii (white-rumped snowfinch), 2255 nucleotides long. RefSeq names its product hepatocyte nuclear factor 4-beta-like. Gene Ontology annotation, molecular function: RNA polymerase II cis-regulatory region sequence-specific DNA binding; nuclear receptor activity; zinc ion binding. Gene Ontology annotation, biological process: positive regulation of transcription by RNA polymerase II; cell differentiation; anatomical structure development. The transcript has 10 exons. Bases 590 to 1963 code for a protein of 457 amino acids. NCBI's taxonomy places the organism in Eukaryota, Metazoa, Chordata, Aves, Passeriformes, Passeridae. Gene Ontology annotation, cellular component: nucleus. The record is from RefSeq and is a predicted model, not a curated record.